AUGGACCCAGAGUUUGAAUGCCGUUCCCCAAGGUCAGACAGCCAUCAGGAAGAUGACCGGCCACCCCCCAACAAGAGGGUAAAGACAGGGCCGUCCCGUCGAAAGCCAGCCUGCCAAACGUGCCGACGGCGCAAAGUCCGCUGCGAUAACGCUCAACCGACCUGUAGCUUCUGCUACGCAAAUGACUCGGAGUGUGUUUAUGCCAUGCGUCGGGAUGCUGACAAUCCGGAGCCGAGUAAAGUAAUGGAGCGACUGGACACAUUGUCUCAUGCAGUCGACAACAUCCAGUAUCUUCUAGCCUCACAGGGCACACCGUUACAGCCAAGUUGGCCCUCCGGGAUACAAUCCCACGACCGCCAUGCGGGCUUUCCCAUAAGAGCGGAAGGAUGGCAAAAGGAUUACCUGCAGAUUCCCACCUGCCGAUGUAGUGCUGAUGCUGUUCUCACCUGGCCAAUCUUCAGGGGCCAGUUUCGGGAAAGUUCACUGAUCACCACGCUCUUCCAGUACUCUCAUGGGGUGGUAGAAGACCGGCCAACAGAGUCAUGGACCCUGCCUGACGGGCUCCGAUUCACUUCAGACGAGCAGAUACCAACAUUGAUUGAUCGAUUCAUUCAAAACGUUCACACGAAAAAUCCGAUCCUAGAUUUAGAAUCACUCAUUCGGUCCGGUAGGCAUGCUGCCGAAUUUGGUCCUCAGUGGGACGCCCAGUCCUGCCUUGUGCUUUUAGCCUGUGCUUUGGGAUGUAUUUCGCAACCAUUUGCCUCUUCAAUGCAAGGGCCCCAAACAGCGCGAUCACUACAUGAGGGACUUGGGUGGCGCACCCCAGGUGUCACGUCAAGUUCCGCUACUCAAUCGCGUGAAGGAGAGGCCUUUUUCAUGAUGGCCUGCAGGCGAAUUGGUCUCCUGCGGUACUCGGUUAUCGGUGCACAAUGCCACUUUUUUGCAGGAGUCUACUUGAUGUAUACCUUCCGCCCGCUGUCAGCCUGGAACCAUUUUUACCAGGCUUCGACAUUCUACCGACUGCGUCUGAGACUAAUUGAUGGGCUUGAUAAAUCGGCGUAUGAGGCGGAACAACAAGGAGCCUCUGCCGCUCAACGCCUUGAGCAGAGUCUCUAUUGGUCGUGCUUCAAGUCAGAGGUUGAGAUCCGAGUCGAACUGCCAUUGCCACAAUCUGCUAUAGCCGAAUAUGAGUACCCAGCGCUCUUCCCCACACCCCCUACUCUGUCCGAGGAGUACCCAAAGCAAAGAAACCAGGCAUCCGAUUGGACUAAUUCUGAAUCCGCGGUAAGAUCCCCGGAUGGUAAUCGGCCGGAACUGUCUGGUAUGGGAGUAUGCAAUCGUAUUACAAAGCUUUUCAACGAAGAGCAGAGCUGGUACUACUAUCUGACGGAGGUAGCGUUGAGGCGCAUCGGCAAUCGCGUUCUAAAUUCGUUUUACCGAGAGGACCCCUCAGCGUGGUCAAACAUCAAGCCGAUGAUCUCAAUAGCUCUGGAGUUUGAAUCGCAGAUUGAUGCAUGGUUCGCAAACCUGCCGCCGGCCAUGCAGUCUUACGAUACCGACCGAAGUACAGCCAAUACUGGGCAGGGAUUCUCCAUACUGGACACACAGGAAUCAAUAUCCAUGGAGCUUAGCUGGGCGCUGAGUAACAGAUUCCUUGAAAUUCGUCUGUGGCUCUACCAGCCAUUUCUCUUCUUUGCAGUUCAUCAUCCUACCGGUACCACUUCAACAGCUACAGACACCAUGCCUUCCCCACUGAGUAGCGAGGAAUUCGCCACGAUACAGGGACUCGUGCAAUCGGGUCUGGACUGUAGCAUGAAGAUUCUACAAGCAAGGUGUCUUCGUCAUCGCCAUCACGGCAUCUGGUUUGAUCUUCGGGCCCUGGUUACAGCGUCGCUGAUAUUUAUUGCUUUGGCACGAAGCGGAAAUGUCAACCUUCCAAAUAUCCAUCCUAGGGGGCUGAGAGACCAUUUAAACCGUACGCUGGAGGCCCUAACCUAUUGGGAAGACGAAGCCCCAGAUAUCAAAAAAGCGCGGGGGGUUCUGGAUAAUUUACUUCGAGAGAUGAGUUAG
Aspergillus ruber CBS 135680 is the source of this 2070-nucleotide messenger RNA. RefSeq lists its product as uncharacterized. The transcript has 4 exons. The coding region runs from base 1 to 2070 and encodes 689 amino acids. Gene Ontology annotation, biological process: DNA-templated transcription; regulation of DNA-templated transcription. The record is from RefSeq and is a predicted model, not a curated record. Lineage: Eukaryota; Fungi; Ascomycota; Eurotiomycetes; Eurotiales; Aspergillaceae. Gene Ontology annotation, molecular function: zinc ion binding; DNA-binding transcription factor activity, RNA polymerase II-specific; DNA binding.